GUUGGCUUUCCCUCAUUUUUAAUUUAUCAUGAAAUAUUUUCAUGUAGAAAAAUGGAUAAUGCAGAUGAUUCUAAUUCAUACAAUUCAGUUGAUUUAGAUGAUCAAAGUGCUAAGGAACAAGAUACAAUGGUGGUAGACUACUUAGAAGUUGGAGUUGAACAUGUACAAGUUAAAACAUCAAUAGCUAACUUAGAAGACGUAGGUUGCUCACUAUUUGAAAAUUGCCAACAUGACCAAGAUGAUUUAGUGCAGCACAGUAGAGGCCAUGGAUCAUCCAUUGAGGAGCCACAUGUAGGUAAAAAGUUCAAAGAUGUAGAAGAAGCAUAUACGUUUUAUAAUGUAUAUGCAUACAAAAAUGGUUUCAGUAUAAGAAAAGCAAGCCACUACAAAGCAAGAAAGAAAGAAAAUUUGGUCACAGCAUUACAACUAACUUGUUCUAGAGCAGGUUAUUUCAAACCGCGAGGUGGAGGUGAAGCAGGGAGUAAGGGUACACCGCAAAAAGAAAUGCAAUAUACAAGGACGGGUUGCAAGGCACAAAUGCGAGUUAAAAUGAUAGAAGAUGGCAGGUGGACAAUAACGACCUUUCAUAAAGAGCAUAAUCACACUUUGAUUGUUAGUCCUUCGAAGUCACGGUUCUUUCGAUCGCAUCGUUUUAUAACACAUGACCAAAAAGAGAUGAUUAGCUUGCUUAGUGAACAAAAUAUUUCGACUACUCAAAUAAUGUCAUUUAUGGCUGCGAGGGAAGGUGGAGCACAUAAUAUUCAUUUCAUAAGGAAAGACCUAAGCAAUCAAGUUUCUGAGAGCAAUAGGAGGUUGAUUGGUGUUGAUGUGUCAACUACUAUUAACUACUUUCGUGAGUUGCAAGCGAGAGAUUCAUUGUUCUUCUAUGCUCUUGAGGUAGACGAGCAAAGUAUGGCACGAAAUUUGUUUUGGAUUGAUGGUAGAUCAAGGAUUGCAUAUCAAAAUUUUGGCGAUGUCGUUACUUUCGACACUACAUAUAUGACCAACAAAUAUAGUAGGCCCUUCGCGCCUUUUAUUGGAGUGAAUCAUCACAGACAAUCAAUUUUCUUUGGUUGUGCUCUUAUUAGAGAUGAAACCGCCAACACAUUUUGUUGGCUAUUUCAGACAUGGCUAGAAGCAAUGUUCGGUCAACAUCCUAAAGCUAUUAUCACCGAUCAGGACCCAGCCAUGAGAAAAGCAAUUCAGCAGGUUUUUCCAAACACUGUGCAUAGAUGUUGCCUAUGGCAUGUUAUGCGAAAGGCAAAGGAACAUUUUAGUUUACUCUAUAGCACAAGAGAAGGCUUUAAAGACGAUUUACUUUCAUGUAUUAACAAUAGUAUAACAGCUGAAGAAUUCGAAAUAGAAUGGAGUACAAUGGUUGAAAAAUAUGGAUUGCAAGAUAACAAUCACAUUCAAGUAAUGUGGAAUAAUCGAUAUCAGUGGGCACCUGCAUAUUUUAGAGACACGUUUUUUUCCAAUAUGGGUAUAACACAACGUAGUGAAAGUAUCAAUGCAGUUUCAAAGAUUUGGGUAGACUGCCAUACCUCUAUAUACAAGUUUGUUACUCAGUUCCACAAAAUGCUUGAAAGCCGAUAUGACAAGGAAGACGAGGCAGAUUUUAGAACGUGCGGCGGUGAAGCAAGUUUAUGGUCAUAUUCUCCUAUCGAAAUCCAAGCUCGUGAUGCAUAUACGAAAGCUAAUUUUCUAGAAUUCAAGACACAAUUGAGACUAAGUACAAGAUAUGAAUCAUCAGAAUUGGAGAAAUAUUCAUUAUAUAAGGUAAGUACAAUUGUUGACCCUAUAUUACCGUCUCGUUAUGUGCAGUCUUAUGAAGUUAGCGUGGAUGUAGCAAGCAAAAUGAUAGUUUGUACUUGCAAAUUGUUUAAAUUUGCUGGCCUUUUGUGUUCUCAUGUACUAAGGGUAAUGCUUGACAUCAAAAUGCACUUAAUUCCUUUGCAUUAUAUUUUAAAAAGAUGGACUAAAGAUGCGAAAAAAGGGUCAUCUAGUAUUCAAUUAGUGAAACGUGUUGCCAUGGGUGAUGAUCCACAUGCAAAAGCUUUAAGAGUCCAAGCACUCACUCAAAAAGCUCAAAAGAUUAUAUUUGAAGGUGCACAAAGUUUUGGGUCAUUUGAGUUAGCAUGUGAAAAAGCCGAUAAGCUUGUUGAUGAGAUAAUCUCAUAUAAUCAAGCCUCAAAAGGAUCACAAGAUGACGAAGUUGAAGCGCAUCUUCCUAUUCCACAAAUUGAUGGACUUGAUCUCAUGGUGAAAGACCCUCCAUCAUCACAAUGUAAAGGAAAAAGAAAGCCACAAAGAUUCAAGCCCCCUGCCGAAAAGUGAGCAAAGAAAUCUAGGACGUGUCAAAAUUGUCACAAGCAGGGACAUAAUGUUCGAACUUGCAAGGAGGUUUUAUCAUUGGAUAUGAAUAUCAAAGCAGAUGCUGACGAAAGCAACUAAGAUAGGAGUUGCUAAUGCCUUAUUUUGGAGCAAUUUCUAUAAGGAGGCUGAAAUUGAUUUUGCUUUUGUUGUUGCUAAAUAGGCAAGAGGUG
Messenger RNA from Ananas comosus (pineapple), 2546 nucleotides. RefSeq names its product protein FAR1-RELATED SEQUENCE 5-like. NCBI's taxonomy places the organism in Eukaryota, Viridiplantae, Streptophyta, Magnoliopsida, Poales, Bromeliaceae. Bases 52 to 2337 code for a protein of 761 amino acids. The transcript has 2 exons. The record is from RefSeq and is a predicted model, not a curated record. Gene Ontology annotation, biological process: regulation of DNA-templated transcription. Gene Ontology annotation, molecular function: zinc ion binding.